UCCAAGAUGGCAGCCUCCUGGUGCAUUUCCAGAAAUAUUUACCUGAGACACGGAUUAAAAACAUACAAAGCUCGACAGACACAGCUUACGAAUGGAUUUAAUAUAUUUGAAACUUAUUCAACGUCGGCAUUGAAGAAUAACAAGUCAAAGCCAUAUGAAAUUGUGAAGUACUUUGUUGCAACAAAACCUGGGGACAAGAAAGAUACCACAGUAGAACUCCCUCAGGCUUACUCGCCCCAGUUUGUGGAGGCCGCCUGGUACGACUGGUGGGUGCAGGAAGGAUUCUUCAAACCAAAGGAGAACGAGUCAGGCCAGAAGUUUGUUCUUUGCCUUCCGCCACCAAAUGUGACCGGAACUUUACACCUGGGACAUGCACUGACAUGCGCUAUACAAGACGCCAUUGUGAGAUGGCACCGAAUGCGAGGCUUGGAGACCCUGUGGAUCCCAGGAUGUGACCAUGCUGGCAUAGCAACGCAGGUUGUCGUGGAGAAACAACUGUGGAAGAAAGAGGGCAAGACGAGACACGAUGUUGGGCGGGAGGAGUUCCUAAAACGAGUCUGGGAGUGGAAAGAGGCGAAAGGGGAAACUAUCUACAAUCAGAUGAAGAAGAUGGGCGUGUCCCUGGAUUGGAGUAGGACCUGCUUCACAAUGGACGAGAACAUGAGUCUGGCAGUGCGUGAGGCGUUUAUCCGUCUCCAUGAUGAGGGACUCAUCUACCGCAGCGGGCGACUCGUGAACUGGUCCUGCCAUCUCAGAUCUGCCAUCUCUGAUAUUGAGGUAAUCAAUGAGCAGAUAGAUGGACCAAAGGGCUUGAAAGUUCCUGGUUAUGAACAUCCUGUUGUGUUUGGAGAAAUGACUCAGUUCGCCUAUCCAGUGGUCAAUUCAGACCAGCAAAUCACUGUAUCAACCACACGUCUGGAGACGAUGCUAGGUGACACGGGUGUGGCAGUCCACCCAGAUGACCCCAGGUAUUCACACCUGCAUGGCGCCCUUCUGCAGCAUCCUAUAGAUGGCAGACAUAUACCUGUCAUAACAGACGACAGUGUACAGCAGGACUUUGGUACAGGUGCUGUCAAGAUAACUCCAGCACAUGACCAUGUAGACUACCAGAUUGGGAGGAGACACAACCUGUUGUCUGUAAAUGUGAUUGAUGACCAAGGCUUGAUGGAGAAUGUCCCAGAACAAUACAAGGGUAUGAAAAGGUUUCAUGCAAGACAGAAGGUUGCAGAUGCUUUGAAGGAGAAAGGAUUAUAUAAAGGGAAGCAACCUCACUCCAUGGUCCUGCCUGUUUGUCAACGCUGUGGUGACAUUAUUGAACCAAGGAUCAAAGACCAGUGGUAUGUGAACUGUGCAGAGUUGGCUUCUAAUGCAUUACAGGCAGUAGAAAGUGGAGAGUUGACCAUCUAUCCAGAUUUCCAUCGUAAAGUUUGGCGAGAAUUUAUGUCUAAUGAAAAGGCAAAGGAUUGGUGCAUCUCCAGGCAGAUAUGGUGGGGUCACCGUAUACCAGCGUUCAGAGUGGAUUUGAAGCAAAAUACCAAUGAAGGCGAGGAACUAUGGGUGAGUGCCCACACUGAAGAAGAAGCCUGUAUGAAAGUAGAAAGCAAACUGGGAAUAACAAGAAACAAUUUCUCUCUCCAUCAAGAUGAAGAUGUGCUGGACACAUGGUUCUCAUCAGCACUUGUACCAUUCUCAGCUCUGGGAUGGCCAAAGCAGACUAUUGACCUUCACCGUUUUUACCCCAACAGCCUCCUAGAGACUGGUAAUGAUAUUCUGUUUUUCUGGGUGGCCAGGAUGGUCAUGUUAGGACUCAAGAUGACUGGCUGUCUGCCGUUUUCAAAGGUAUUGUUACAUGGCACUCUACGAGACUCCAAAGGCCGCAAAAUGAGCAAAUCUCUAGGAAACGUGAUAGAUCCGAUGGACGUUAUAUACGGCGUUUCCCUUGAGGAGCUACAGAAGCAAGUUGAGCGGCUGGGAUUCGAUGUUUCUGAGAUGGAAACAGCCAAGAAGGGUCAGUCCCAAGAUUUCCCAGACGGUAUACAGGAGUGCGGUACGGACGCCCUCAGAUUUGCACUGUGCUCAUACCAGUUUAAAGAUCCGGAGAUUCGUAUGAACAUCUCGCAUGUGCACAACUACCGCCAGUUCUGCAAUAAAAUCUGGCAGGCCUUCAAACUGGUGUGGAACCAGCUGGGACCGGAUUUCAAGCCUGUUCAACAUUUAAAGAACAACGAGGACACUACAUUUACGCCAGUGGACCUAUGGAUCCUGAGUCGCCUCAGCCACCUGGUACAACACUGCGACAACAACUUCCGGUCAUAUGACCUCCACCUAGCAACCCUGGCUCUGUAUAACUUCUGGUUCAAUGAUUUUUGCGCAGUGUAUUUGGAAUAUUCAAAGAAGAUGAUGGACACACCCUCCGCCCCAGGUGUUAGAGAUGUUCUGUAUUUCGUCGUGGACACAUUCCUUCGGGCCCUCAGUCCGUUUAUGCCAUUUCUUACCGAGGAACUGUAUCAGCGCCUGGGAAACAUUAGUGCCGAUGCAAGCAGUGUGUGUCUUACGCAAUAUCCGGACCCCUUAAAGUACAACUGGUAUAAUGGCAAUCUCGAAUCUACCAUGGAGCGUGUACAGCUGACAUGUAAUGGAGCACUAUCUUUAAUGAAGACAUUUGAGCUGUCGCCUAAAAUUACUGAAGUGUAUAUACAGGCGCCAGAAAGUUAUCACUUCGACGAUUUCUUGGCUGUGUUUGCUUCACAGUUGAAAUGCCAAAGUAUCACGUUUGUAAAUAGGGACCAGGCUCUAUCUGGCUGCAUACGCAAAGAUAUCGCACCAGGCCUUGACGUCUACAUUAAAGUUCAGGAUAUUUCAAAAAUUCAAGUUAUGAUAAAGAACUUAGAAGAGAAGCAUCAUAAUCUGAUGGAAAAGAUAGUACAACUGGCGAAGAAAGGGAAAAAGAAACAUAACGAUGUUGAUGACAAGAUUCAAGUCCUUGACGAAAAGGCACGGCUCGUAAAGGAACAGAUAGACAUUUUGCAGCAAGUGCAAAGAAACAGCAUAAGAGGACCAGAUUAAUGCAUGACAAACAUUAUUAGCAUCUAACAAUAGUUCACUUGUCAAACAUAGCAUUCUUAAACAUUGCCUUAUGUACGCAAUUUUAGGCUAUAUUAUCAGAGAAAUGGUGUUGUGCAAGUUUGUAUAGAAAUAAAAACGAACCUUUGAUAAUAAAACAUAAAUAGUGUUUUAUGUUUUAAUAGAUUUGUUAAUGUAUUAUAUCAAUCAUUGUGUACAAUUCUUUCUGCUUAGGCCAUUAUUUUUAGCUUAUCUAUUUAAAAAAAAAAAAUUAUGAGCUUUUGUCAUCACCUUGGCGUCGGCGUCCGGUAAAGUUUUGCGUUUAGGUCCACUUUUCUCAGAAAGUAUCAAUGCUAUUGCAUUCAAACUUGGUAUACUUACUUACUACCAUAAGGGGACUGGGCAGGCAAAGUUAGUUAACUCUGGCGUGCAUUUCGACAGAAUUAUGUGCCCUUUUAAUACUGAGAAAAUUGAACAUUUUGGUUAAGUUUUGUGUUUAGGUCCAUUUUAUUCCUUAAGUAUCAAAGCUAUUGCUUUCAUACUUGCAACACUUACUAACUAUCAUAAGGGGACUGUGCAGGCAAAGUUAUGUAACUCUGACUGGCAUUUUGACAAAAUUAUGUGCCCUUUUUAUACUUAGAAAAUUUAAAAUUUGGUUUAGUUUUGUGUUUAGGUCCACUUUAUUCCUACAGUAUCAAAGCUAUUGCUUUUAUUAUUGGAACACUUAUAAACUAUCAUAAGGGGACUGUGCAGGCAAAGUUAUGUAACUCUGACUGGCAUUUGGACGAAAUUAUGGGCCCUUUAUACUUAGAAAAUUAAAAAUUUGGUUACGUUUUGUGUUUUGGUCCACUUUACCCCUAAAGUAUCAUGAUAUUGCUUUCAUACUUGGAACACUCGCAAACUAUCAGAAGGGUAUAGUAAAAGGACAAGUUGCAUAACUCUGGUUGUCAUUUUUACGGAAUUAUGGCCCUUUUUUGACUUAGUACUUUUGAAUAUAUGGUUAAAUUUUGUGUUUAGAUCCACUUUACUUCUAAAGUAUCAAGGCUAUUGCUUUCAAACUCCAAAUACUUUCAUGCUAUCAUGAGGUUACUGUACCUGGCAAGUUGAAUUUUACCUUGACCUUUGAAUGACCUUGACUCUCCAGGUCAAAUUAUUAAAUUUUGCUAAAAUUGCCAUAACUUCUUUAUUUAUGAUUAGAUUUGAUUGAUACUUUGACAAAACUACUCUUACCUGACAUACCACAAUAGACUCC
This is a messenger RNA of Dreissena polymorpha, 4315 nucleotides long. RefSeq names its product valine--tRNA ligase-like. Gene Ontology annotation, biological process: valyl-tRNA aminoacylation. Gene Ontology annotation, cellular component: cytosol. Gene Ontology annotation, molecular function: aminoacyl-tRNA deacylase activity; ATP binding; valine-tRNA ligase activity. The coding region runs from base 7 to 3066 and encodes 1019 amino acids. The record is from RefSeq and is a predicted model, not a curated record. Lineage: Eukaryota; Metazoa; Mollusca; Bivalvia; Myida; Dreissenidae. The transcript is spliced from 27 exons.